This is a messenger RNA of Spodoptera littoralis (African cotton leafworm), 1355 nucleotides long. Lineage: Eukaryota; Metazoa; Arthropoda; Insecta; Lepidoptera; Noctuidae. The record is from the annotation of a GenBank genome assembly.
AUGAUGCGGCGCGGUUCGAUGGCUAUGAUCGGCGGGGGCGAGCCACUGAUUGUGGUGGAGGAAAGUGGCACAGAGGACACAGAUUCCUCUCCCCACUCCUCAGCGCCCACCCGUGGCCUAUCCGUGGACCAGGAGUCUCCGCCAGACCCAUACCAUCUGUCACCAUGGCGCGACACCCGCAAGCACUCCCUGCCGACGCCAUCUUGCACCACUGGACCCACUGCCAGUCAGGUUCGGCGGCUGUCGGAACGUGGCGAGAGCGCGGCUCGCGAGGCACGCGAGGCAGCGUUCCUAGCAACACUGACUUCGACACAGCCGCAGCCUGGUGGCAGAAGACAUUCCGUUGUAACAAUAUCCCGAGUGCCUCAGGCGCUUUUCGGUCGUGGCCGUCGCGAGUCCAUCGCUGCCUUCCCGGCCCUAGCUCGUCGUCGAGACUCCGGCUCCAAGAAAUCACUCGUUUCCAUUGCAGGCCCUCCCGCCACGGACACGCUGGGAAGCACCCACAAUCUGCAGUUAGAUAUUAUGGACGAUAUCGUCCAGGCUCGCAAAGUGCGCAUGCGUCUAUGGAACACUUCCAACGAAAGAGUCUGUGAAGUCCAACCACUGGACGAGCGCUCCCCAAUGAGCGGCUCCGUGCGGUACACCAACCGCGGUCGCAGGCACUCUGACUUUGUCGGCUCUCCUCUGCCUCCGAUACCAGCUCGUCGUCGAGCUUCUGAGAUGCCACCACCGCCGCCAAUACCGCCACGAAGCGGUGCCGGCGUCGGUGUUGUUUGCACCGAUACAGACCUACAUUUAAUGCUCAACGCACUCACAUCGUCAGCCACAGAGAUCGAUCGCUGUGGCAAGCCAGAACGAACUCGACGCCUGGCCGACAUGAGGUCGAGCAGUUUCGAUGCAUCUUCACUGCGAGAUAAACCCACAGACUCUGGCACCACCUGGUUUACUCGCAGACACCAACUUUAGCUACGAAGAAAAAAGAAAAUGAACCCAAAAAAAGCAAAGUGACUUUUGCUCCAGAUUCAAAGCCAGCUCCUGGAGAUGUAGCAGCCGUGGUCUGGGACAAGCCCUCCGGAUCGGUUGUAGACGCGAGUGCACUUGGCAGUGCCAUAGAAGUGUUCCUUAGGAAGAGUUCUGCUGUUGACCCGGGGCCAUCAACGUCGGGAACAGUAGCAGUGAAAGAAACGGCAUCGAAGCCUGAGGUGCGACAGAAGGCACGCGACAUUCCAGCCACGGUCCGGCAGACUGGGCGCCCCGAAGGAGAGCGUUGGUACCCCAACAGGCCCGAGGAGGAGGAGGCGGGGGAGAGCUGCGAUGCUUCUCUCUGCACGUCAUUAAAAGACCUUUUCGUGUAG